AUGUCGCACAUUUUCUUUAACUCCACAGUUGGGCUUCUUGAAUUUCUUGUCUGUUAAAAAGGCUAUUAUCCAUUUGUAGUGUCUAGUUUAUUUCUUUUGAAAACUGGUCUGCUUGGAUUCUCAUGCUAAUUAUCCUUCCUGCCCUCUGUUCCUAGUAUCAGCAUCCAAAUUCUCCACAAUCCGUUUAUGAACGCUGUCACAAAGUCCUGUGCUUGUGAAAAAAAGACCUUGGAGACUAACACAGAGGGUUUCCACAGAAGGGGAGAAAAUAGUUUUCUAACGAUUGUGGUAUUUACAGGAUCUGGGCUGUUUUUUUUAUCAACUUUAAGGUGAUCCAUGUCUUCCUCAGCCUGCCAGUGGAUUUCUCCGCGCUCAAUUUUCUGCAGCAGCCUAUUGGUGUUGUGUUUUCUUAGCAUAUUCCUCAUUUACUACAAUCCUGACUUCAAUUACGCCAAUGUUGGCUCUUACUUGGAGAGAGGCCGUCAAUUCUGUCCUACCAUGCUGUGUACAGAGAAAGCACAGACCCAGGACUCAGACCAAAACAGUCCCACAGAGCUGCACCCACAUCCCAGUGACACCCAGGAGAACCAGACAAUAGCAGUGGACGCUGAGCCUGACACUAUUUUAUUGAUCUGGAUGUGGCCGUUUGGCUAUAGAUUUGAUCUCAGCUGCAAUAUUUUCAAUAUCACAAGAUGUCGCUUAACAGAUGACAAGACUCUUUACCAUAAAGCCCAUGGGGUCUUCUUCCACCACAGGGACAUAAAUUACAAUUUGGUAAACAUGCCAAAAGAGCCGCGUCCAUCUUUUCAGAAAUGGGUGUGGUCAAACAUGGAGUCACCAGCAAACGCAGGUCAAAUCCCAAAACUUAAUGACUUAUUCAACUUGACAUGCACUUAUCGCCUUGAUUCAAAUAUUCCAGUGCCUUAUGGGUAUCAAAUGCCACUGACAUCAAAAGAGGAGAGUUUCAAACUGCCAGCAAAGGACAAGUUGGUGUGUUGGAUUGUGAGCAACUUGAACGCAAAUCAUGAGAGAGUUAAGUUCUAUAAUGAACUGAAGAAAUACAUCAAGAUUCAUGCUUACGGAAAGGGGUUCGGCCAACGUAUAAGUGACGAAGACUAUUCAAAGAUCGUUUCUAGUUGUAAAUUCUACCUAUCCUUUGAAAACUCUAUCUACAAAGACUAUAUCACGGAGAAGUUAUACAAACCUAUGAUGAAGGGAAGUGUACCAAUAGUUCUGGGCCCUUCAAGACCAAGUUAUGAGAACCAUAUCAGAGCUGAUUCUUUCAUUCAUGUCAAUGACUUUUCCUCUCCAAAGGAACUGGCAGACAGGCUCCUUUACCUUGAUCAAAACAAUUCUGAGUACAUGAGAUACUUUACCUGGACAAGCAAGUUCAAAGUUCGAACGAUCCACUUUGGAAAAGAACACGCUUGCAAAACGUGUAGUUACUUACAAAAACACAGAGAGUACCAAGCUGUUCAUGAUCUCAACAAAUGGUACUGGGGUUAACAGUCACGGACAAUAAUGUACUGAAGUAGGGCUGCACGAUAUAUCAUUUCAGCAUCGAAAUCAUGCGUGCAUGCGCAAUAGUCACAUCGUAGGACGUGCAAUGUCGAUUGAAACACUGGGUUGUGGGGUUGCACAUGUAGUUUUACAUAUAUACUUAUGAAAGUUAGACAAUGCUAAAUCUAAUCUAACCUACCCAAGUUCUCCCCCGCUACACCGCUGCUCCGCGCCCUUCACUGGUUAUCAUUGGAAUCUGCUUCAAGACUCUGGUGCUACCGUGCUGUGAAUGGAUCAGCCCCUUCCUACAUCCAAGCCACGGUCAAACCAAACACCCCAGCGCGUUCACUUUGCUCUGCAUUGGCCUCGCAUUGGACUCGCCACUCUCUCACUACGAGUGGGACUCAGAUUCCCCUCAAACACAACCCGCCUGUUUGCUAUCCUGGCUCCAAAAUGGUGGAAGGACGCCCCCCCCAAUUGAUGUCAGGACAGCAGACAGUCUUCACACCU
Cottoperca gobio is the source of this 2010-nucleotide messenger RNA. RefSeq names its product alpha-(1,3)-fucosyltransferase 9-like. The record is from RefSeq and is a predicted model, not a curated record. Bases 337 to 1506 code for a protein of 389 amino acids. The transcript is spliced from 2 exons. Lineage: Eukaryota; Metazoa; Chordata; Actinopteri; Perciformes; Bovichtidae. Gene Ontology annotation, cellular component: membrane. Gene Ontology annotation, molecular function: alpha-(1->3)-fucosyltransferase activity.